CUCUCGUUUGCUAAACAAAGCUGCCAUAGAAGGAAAGAUUAUGUACCAUCCCAAAUGUGCCAAAGUGCAGCUUACACACUUAUGCUUUGCUGAUGAUCUAAUCAUUUUUACAGAUGGUGCAUCAUCCUCUUUAAGUGCUAUUAACAAUGUUCUCACUCAGUUCUAUCAGUUAUCUGGUUUGAAGGUUAAUUAUUCCAAAUCUGAGAUUUUUUGCUGUGGCAUAUCUAGUGAGGAAAUUAAGAAAUUAACAGCAGCUUAUGGGUUCAAGGCUGGUGUCCUCCCAGUAAGGUACCUUGGAGUGCCAUUAAUCACAGGAAAAUUGACAGAGAAGGACUUAAAGCCUCUGGUUUCAAAGAUAACAGAAAGAAUGAGCUCUUGGGCCUCAAAGCAUUUAUCUUUUGCUGGUAGACUACAGCUUAUCUCUUUUGUCAUCCAGGGAAUAACGACUUUUUGGUGUUCUACCUUCAUAUUACCAAAGAAGGUUAUAAAGGAGGUUGAAAGGUUAUGUGCUGCAUUUUUAUGGCAAAGCUCAACUGAGUCUGCAAGAGGGGCUAAAGUGAAUUGGCUGUCAUUGUGUCACCCUAAGCAGGAGGGUGGUCUGGGUUUGAGGAGUUUGACGCAUUGGAAUGUAACAUGUAUUAUGCGAUUUAUUUGGAUGCUCUUUACAAAAGCUGGAUCUAUUUGGGUGGCCUGGGUCCAUGAAUAUCUGUUGAAGGGCUGUAGUUUCUGGUCUAUAAGAGUUCCUUCUGAUGCAUCAUGGGGUUGGAGGAAACUCCUCAAUCUUAGACAGCAAGCUAGGAAACUUAUUAAACACAUUCCAGGUGAUGGAAAAGACAUCUAUUUGUGGCAUGAUAACUGGCACCCUUCAGGGCCUCUAGUUGAAAAUUUUGGUGCACGAAUUGUCCAAGAUUCUGGGUUUUCUUCCCAAGCCAAGCUGGAGGUAGUGGUUAAUGGUAAUUUUUGGAAAUGGCCACCAGCUCGCUCACCUCAAUUGCUGGACAUUCAAAUUGCUUUAUGUGACAAACUAUAUCCUAAGGAAAGGGACCAAGAUACUGUUAUAUGGAUCCCUUCAGCUUCAAGGACAUACACUGCAGGGAGAACAUGGCACUGGAUCAGAAGUAAGCAGUCCAAGGUUCCUUGGCAUAGGCUGGUUUGGUUUUCUCGGCAAAUACCAAAACAUAGCUUUAUUAGUUGGCUAGCCAUAUUGGACAGGUUAACAACCAAAGCAAGGCAGAAGAAAUGGUCCCCUAACAUAGAUGACACUUGUGUUCUAUGCAACAAUGGAUCAGAAACUGUUGAGCACCUCUUCUUUAAGUGUAGUUAUGCAAAAUGUGUGUGGAAGAGUUUGAGUGCCAUGUCUGAAAUUCCUUAUCUGGAGUCUUGGCAACAGCUUGUGUUAUGGAUGGGGAAACGAAUAAGAAGAAAGUCUUUGUAUCAGACACUCAUCAAGUUAAUGUGGAAUGCUGCAGUCUACCAUUUUGGUAGGAUCUUGGUACCGAUUGUAGGGGCUGUGGGCCUCUGUUGGCGGUGGCUAAGGAUAGUUAACGGUGCCAUGGUGGUAAUCGCAAUGACGAUGGUUCAGUCCUUCAGGUGGGGACUUUGUGACAAUGGGCUGAGGGAAUGGUGGGUUAUGUUUGGAAGCCAGGAUGGGGAGCAAGAAACGUGUGGCAUGAUUGCAUCAUCAAAGAAGGUAAGGCUGUGUGCUGAGGUUUAGAACUUAGAAGUAAAAGCUAAUUAUUGGAACAAUUGCAGGACUACUAGAACCUUAUCUUUAGUAGGGUUUUAAUUUUAGUCUGCCUAUUUGUUUUCUUAUCAAUUUAGUCCCCUAAGUUUGGUUUUGGGCUAUUUAGUCUUAGGUCCUUUGCCCAACUAGGAUGAGAGACCAUGUGAGUUUUGGCAUUAGGUUAAUAAUUCUCUCAGGUUAAG
Messenger RNA from Rubroshorea leprosula, 1926 nucleotides. NCBI's taxonomy places the organism in Eukaryota, Viridiplantae, Streptophyta, Magnoliopsida, Malvales, Dipterocarpaceae. The record is from the annotation of a GenBank genome assembly.